AUGGAACAAAAACACUGCAUGCCUGAGGAUUACACGAACGUGGCGAUUCCUUUUCGCUUGCUGUAUGGAGGUAUAAGUUUAAUUUAGGCGGGAAGUCCUUAUUCUUGCUUCUAAUUCAUAUAGCGCUAUAUAUUGCGGUUUUUUAAUGUUUCCAUGUCAUCAGCUGCAACAAUUUUAGUUAAUACAUGUGAACGUUAAGUUUUUCUUUGCCUGAUAAAUAUUCUUUUCGCGUUGUAGAUGUUUGCCAUUUGACAAAUAAUAUUUUGUCUGAAGCGACGUAUGAUUUCCAGAAUCAUUGUGCGAUGAAGUGUUUGCAAUAUCCAUUCUGUGCUGGAUACAAUUUUAAGAAAAAGCACCAGAAGAAGACUCCGAACUGCCAGUUAACACACACGCUGGAUCACAACUUUCAUGAUUGCAACGCUGAUGACAAAGGCUGGAUAUUUUAUCAUCCCGUUGCUCCGAGAAAGGUACAAAACUGCAGUAAAAAUAUACUUAAUAAACUUUGCCCGAAUUGGUUUAUUUAUAUACCCAGCAAGCAAUGCCUAGCUAGCAAUACCAACAUCUUAAUAUAAGCGGAAUUAGCUUUUUUGUGCCCAAGCAGGAAGUGAAAAGUAUGCAUGAGAAUUUUGCAAUCUUCACAAACUUUCCUAUUAUAGCUACCUUAAUUGUUAUAUAUAUAUAUAUAUAGGGUAAACGCCAAACGUAACCCGCCUAAAUAUACUAAUAAACAAAUUUUGGGCAGAACUCGCAAGUUUAGAAACUAUACUAUUUUCCAGGUUUGUGUUAAACUAAAGAAUGUAUAAAAGAGAAAAAAAAUACACAACUCGUUUACAUGUAUAGAGUUUUUGUCAUGAAAUACACUGAUAAUUUAUUGUUGGGUAAAUGUUGUUGGUUUUUCAUUCUGUUGCUAUUUAACAAAACAUGUUUUAUUUAUUUAUUUAUUUAUUUACUUUGCCAUCAUACUUAUUUAUUCAUUGGCUGGGAAACCACAACAGCCAUUGCCAAUUACAGCGGCCCCAAAAUGCAGCAUGCGAGUGACGACGUAUAUAGGCGUAUUGUGUGCUUGAUUUACACAGUGCAACUCAAGGUAUAUGAGCAUAAGCAUGUAGGUCAGUGCAUGCGACCUCUCUCCUUUGUGCUUUUUUCGCCUGCGCGUCUUCCACACAGCGGUUCAAUACGGUAAGCGUCGUGUAAAGCGCCAUGUAAAGCUCAUUGAAACCUCUGCGGAGGAGAGAGGCAUGCGACAGUUCAUGAGGCAAAAGUUGUGUAGUGUAAAAUCAGCCUAUAGUGUGGCGGAUAUGGGCAUGGAUGUUUCCGAAGAGGGUUAAAAGCACCAAAUUGUGCACAGUAGCAUCUUUUUAUGUGUAGAACAACAUGCAAAAGUGGGGCCAUCGUGAAACUGUUUUUUUUAGAGAGUUACGAUGCUAUUAGCAUUAUUUGCUAUUACAUUCUACUACAACAAAAAAAGUGAAAUUUUGAAUUCAAUCGCGACAAAUAUAACUUGCAUCAUCAGAAAGCUUGUAAAAAACUACAUAAAAGACUUUUAAACAGUUUUUUUUAUUCUUCAAAUGGUUAUUGCUGUAAAUUAGGCACAUUAUCUCGCUUAAAGUCCCUAAUUAAUUAUUCGAUGUUUGAAAAUGCGUUUUUACAGUUUAUAAUUCGAAAACUACUUCAGAAAUCAAAAAACUGUCUGAACGUCUUAUAUGCAGUUUUUUAUAAGCUUUCUGAUGAUGCAAGUCAUAUUUGUUGUAAUUGAAUACAGAAUUUCACAUUUUUGGCUAUAAUAGAAUUCAAUAGAAGAAAAUCACUAAUCACCCGUUUUCAGGAGUUAGCAGCAAAAUAGCGAUGGCCCCACUUCAAAUAUCUAUUAAGCAAAUAAAACUACAUCAAUUGUAAAAGUUUGAUGCUUUUAACCUCAACGGGAACUACUGAUCAAUAAUUUUACACAUAUCCACCUCACUACUAUACAGGGUGUCCCAAAAAACCCAAAAGCAUUGAAAUUAACGCAUUAUUUGAAUUUGAAUGCAAAGAUGCGUAAAAUAUUUGACAAGGGUGAAUAUAUUAAAUAUUGACUUAAUAAAUUAAGAAAUUAAAAUAUCUUUGUAAAGCGCACGAUUUUCUGCUCUUGGGAAUAUAAGACAGCUUCUUAAACGGUUUCUUUAUGCAUAAAAUUUACUUACGUCAAGCUGCACGUGUGGGUUCAGCAGAAUGCUAGGGCAUUCAAAUUCUAACAAUGCGUUAAUUUCACUGCUUUUGGUUUUUUUUGGGACACCCUGUAGAAUGGUUUCGAGUCCAAAUUGAACUCGUCCUUUGGAUUCGAUUAUAUUUAUAAGAAAAUUAUAUACUUUUGAUACACUAUAUUGCAUUUCGUUCUCAUUAAAAAAUACUGGACAAAUUAUUAUAGUUAACUUGUGAUGUUAUUCUGUUAUUCUGUUAUUUCAGCUUAAAUAAUUAAAUUUGCAUGCAGGCUGAGUUUCUCUUAGACUUAGUGUACGGUGAGCUGAAUUCUAACAUAUUCACUUCACAUGCAGGUUCCAUGUCAUAAAAUGAAGAAUUGUAAAAAUGGGGGAAAGACGAUCAUUUAUCUCAAAGAUGGACCUGGUUCUGAUCCUUACAGGUGUGAAUGUCCAAAGGGAUUCGGUGGAGAUUUCUGCCAAAUUGGUGAGUUGUUAAAAAUCGAGAAAAAUUACUGCGCAAGAUAAAGAUGAAAUAGUGAUUAGAAUCAGAAGUUGUUGCAACAAGAACUCAUGUCAAGCCGUGCUAAAAAUAUUUAUGCACGUUCGCUCGGGUCCUCAAACUUCACCAUGAAACUGUCCACUGCAUAAUAUUAAUUACAGCAUUCAUUCAAUUCAGCUUUUGUUGCAAGUGCAGCAAUUUUGUGGCCUGUGUAACUCCGCCCUUAAGUAAUUUAUUAUUUUGCUGCUGAGGUUUGUUGGAUUCUUUUUCUAUAUAUAGAUAGAUAAGGGUACGAAUUUGAGACCAUAUAGCUAUACCAGUUUGGAAAAACACAUGCACGAGUGAGAUUUCUUAAGGGACCGGUCAUUAUUUAUGGCGGGGGGUGGCACCGAAGAGAAAAGGGUUGGGUAAACAAUAUUUUGAGAGAGUAAAAGGUUGGGUAAAUGAAAAACAAAACAACUCAAGGGUUGGGUAAUAAAAAAAUAUUGUCAUUUCCAAAGCAUGAAAUAUUGGAAGAAAAAAAGCAAUGUCAACAGUCGUAUGUAGAUACAAUAUGUGAAUCAAUCAGAAUCAUUAUCCUGAUCAUUUUCCGAUUUGUUGCAUGGGAGGCAAAUGGUGUCUCCAGAAAAACAACAUGUGCAGACAGGACGAAACUUUAGACUGCAGAAAAUUUCACAAGCCGUUAUCAAACUCAUGUCACAGAAGUGGUAAAAGUAUCCUUUGGUAAAGUUUUUGGCCAGGGGUGGGAAUUAUAUUUUUUAAUUGAUAGUUGAGGUUGGGUAAUCACAUUUUUGACUUUCUAAUGGUUGGGUCAGCAAAAUGUUUGCCAAGAAAAACAUUUCUCUUCGGUGUCACCCCCUGCCAUAAGUAAUGACCGGUCCCUAAAGACGAUCAAAAUUAGUUGGAAAUUUUUUGGGACUUAAUUUUUAACUUGAUGUUUGUUUUUUUUCAUAUGCGAUCGUUUCAACAUUUUUAAUGCCUUACAUAAAACAAAAAUACAAUAAAUAAAAAGAUGUGUUGACCGCGUUAGAAUUUGAUCAUGUUUCUUAUUCUCAUUUAUUUCCGACACUUUCUGCAGACUCCGUCAUAUUGAACUCAGUAAAAAUUGUUAAAGAAAAUCAGAACAUCUCAAGCAGUUCGCAAACUGUAGCUUACUAAAGACAGGAUUAAAAAUAAUCACUUCGUGUGAAUCAUUACACGGACACCGAUAUGACGUAUAUAAAUAGUAUCCUAUACGAUACUAUUUACACUAUAACGCGAUACUAGGAUACCGAGGUUUACUGUAUGAAACCUAAACAUUUUUCACUCCCCAAUGACCACCCCUGAAAGCAAAAAAUAAUAUAAUAAUAAUAAAAAAAUUCUAAAUGUAGCCAGUUUACAUGUGUUUAAUCGCAACGGAGCUUAAGAAUUAGCGUUGGGAUUAGGGCUAUUGUAAUUGUAGACCACUACAACCCAAUACUUUAUUGCAUACAAUGGCAUUAUACAAUGGCAUUACAAUAGAUUAUUGAUUUUGAUUACAACCGCCAAUAGAUUAUUGAUUUUGGUUACAACGCCAAUAGAUUAUUGAUUUUGAUUACAACGCGAGGAACGGCUGAUAGAUUCAUUUGUUACAACGUGCUGAACGGGUGCAGCGGAUUUAAAUAGAUUAUUGAUUUUGAUUACAACGCGCGGAACGGCUGAUAGAUUCAUUUGUUACAACGUGCUGAACGGGUGCAGCGGAUUUAGUACCCUGGCCUCAGAAGCCUGGGACGGCGCUCCGCAACGUUGGCUCGGGUACAAUAGUUUAAAAUUUCAUCAUGUUUCUUAUUCUCAUUUAGUCCUGACGCCUUCUGUCGACUCCGUCAUAUUAUCUGGAGAACCAGCUGACUUUCUGAAAAACUUAACUUUAUGGACAGAGAAUAGAAGCACUAAUUGGAAGCUGUGCUGGCGUGCAACCAAGCAUGGAUGGGCAGCCAGUACCUUCCAUGCAAACUGUGACUACAAGAAACCAACUGUGACCAUAAUAAAAGUUGGUAACUUCAUCUUCGGUGGUUAUGCUACGAAGUCUUGGGAAGGUGAGACUAAAUUUUCAACUUUUCUGAACAAGAAAAAUACCAGAGUCGUUGCUUAA
Messenger RNA from Paramuricea clavata, 4786 nucleotides. The record is from the annotation of a GenBank genome assembly. NCBI's taxonomy places the organism in Eukaryota, Metazoa, Cnidaria, Anthozoa, Malacalcyonacea, Plexauridae.